Messenger RNA from Aspergillus ibericus CBS 121593, 1381 nucleotides. RefSeq lists its product as uncharacterized. The transcript is spliced from 6 exons. Gene Ontology annotation, cellular component: nucleus. NCBI's taxonomy places the organism in Eukaryota, Fungi, Ascomycota, Eurotiomycetes, Eurotiales, Aspergillaceae. The record is from RefSeq and is a predicted model, not a curated record. Bases 1 to 1068 code for a protein of 355 amino acids. Gene Ontology annotation, biological process: positive regulation of transcription by RNA polymerase II. Gene Ontology annotation, molecular function: transcription cis-regulatory region binding; DNA-binding transcription factor activity.
AUGGCUGAGAACUUGACUGCUCCAAAUUUCAACAGGCGAUGGAACCCACCCCAAGUGUCGAAAUUUGCAGAAAAAGCCCGCCUGAUCGGCUGGUAUUUGCGAGAGACUGGCAUCUGGUGCGAGACGACGGACUCGGAAAGGCAUUUCACUGUACGAAGUAUUCACGAGAUGAUGAAGUCGACGGCCUUUGUGGCUGCUGCCAUGUCCCUGGCCUCGCGCCAGUUGGACCAUGUGGAGCGUCAACAACGGCCAGUCACUCUUGAAUUAUACCAGUACACUAUCCAACUGCUUCUCCGACAGCAUGCUGUGAAGUCAGAUGCCUCCAUGCUGGCUGCCUGUACCCUGCUCUGUGUAUAUGAGAUGAUGGCUUCCGAGGUUCAUGAAUGGCGACGACAUUUGAAGGGCUGCGCUGGUCAUCUCCAGGCAAAAGGGUGGAACGGGUCAGCGAAUGGUAUCGUUAAGUCCUGUUUCUGGGCAUUUCCUCGAAUAGAUGUCUGGGCCGCCUUUGUUAGUGAAAAAACAACAUUGAUACCCACGGACUUUUGGCUCGACGAUAUGUCAAUUGAGUCCGUUGCAGCCAAGGGAGAUGUGGACGAAUAUUGCAAUUUGGCCAAUCUUAUUUUUGCCAAGAUUGUCAAUCUGCGAGCCACUGGAUAUCAUGCCACUGCAGUGCGGAGUUUAUGGGAUGAGCUACAGACCUGGUACCACCUUCGUCCGCAGUCGGUAGUUUGUGGCAACACGUUUCACCAUACAGGUUGCAUCCUGCUUCUUCAGACUGGAAUUCUUCCAGUUGCUAUGGGUACACCGUUCCUUGAAGAGACUGUAAGUCCACUGUUUGUUGCUGGUACGGUCUUUAGUAGUGGCCCGGGCGCCCGGGGACUAGAUCACAACAUACCAUCAGGACGUAGCAGUGGUAGGGCUGAGAUCACUUCUGUAGCUGACGUGGAGGACCUGUAUUCUACCGAAAAGAUACUGCUUCUAAAGCAUCUCGCUCGGAUUGAGCGGGAAAGUGGUUGGAAGACCUCGGAUCACGCUGCUACUUUACGGACACUCUGGGGGCUGGAAUAGUCCAGGUGUGUUCUGUGAUCGGAUGAUGUACAGGUUGCCAAGAAUAGUAUAGAUAUCAUCGUCUGCAUUCUUCUUAUUCAAGGCAAACAAACAUCACGAGCACAUCACCGACUCCCCUGCAUCAACGGCCUCAAAAACCCCAGCACACACUCCUGCACCCCCGCCGAAUCAUGCGCCACGCCCUCCACCACAUCCAAUCUCGCCUCAAUCCCCUCCUCCCUCCAACUCCUCCACAACUGCUCCAACGUCUCCGACCGGCCCUGAUCCAUCAACACCACCCCCUCCCCCCUCUCCAUGGCAUCCUUCUCCUCCC